Molecule: messenger RNA, 2743 nt
Organism: Microtus ochrogaster (prairie vole)
Lineage: Eukaryota; Metazoa; Chordata; Mammalia; Rodentia; Cricetidae
Biological process (GO): regulation of transcription by RNA polymerase II
Cellular component (GO): nucleus
Molecular function (GO): DNA-binding transcription factor activity, RNA polymerase II-specific; RNA polymerase II transcription regulatory region sequence-specific DNA binding
Source: RefSeq, a predicted model, not a curated record
CCAUCGAAAUCUGACGAUGGUCGUCAAUUUCUUUCCAGUACUCCGCCAGGGGAAAAGAGGCUUGGCCGUGGCCAUGGUUACCGGGAAGGCACCGCCUGUCAUUCAGGAAAGCCUGCAGGAACUACGUUUACCCGAGCAGCGGUAGUGUGCACUGGCCAACGCGAGCCUGGGAGGCGGGGCUUCCGGCGGUCUCGGUUGUCUGUUUGCAGACCGGCUUCGGGCCACAGGGGUGGUCACGAUUGGUGCGGGAGGAACCGGGCGUGCUCUACCCUCUCCAAGAGGUUCUUGGAACCCAAGACUAGGGCAAGUGAGGACGGUACUCGCAGCUGCCCGCUUCGGGCCGUGGCUCAGCACACGUCGGCUCUGCAAGCCGGCGGCCCCUCCUCCGAGCCUCAGUUUCCCCCAUUGAUUUGUAGGUGACGGUUGAGACCUUUAGGGCCGUUCCCAGAGCCACGUAUUCUCCAUUUUAGCUGCAACCCUUCAGCAGUCCUCUGGGCGUAUAACGUCCUUGUCUAAACCGGGAAACUGAGGCCCCGGCGGGCUGCGCGUGGGCUAUGCCCAGGUCUUCUGCUCGCCGUGCCCCGCCCCCAUUACCGAUUCCGACGGCGGCGACCUGGCCACCAACAGAUGCAGCGCUGGGCCUGAUGGCCUUUGAGGAUGUGGCUGUGUACUUCUCCCAGGAGGAGUGGAUGUACCUGGAUGCAGCCCAGAGAGCCCUGUACCGCCAUGUAAUGCUGGAAAACUUCGCACUUGUAGACUCCAUAGGUAAAGUCCUGAAUCCUCCAUUGGAAGCAAAACUGGGACCAGGACUCUCUGUCUCUCGGCCUCGUGUGAUCAUCCAGCUCCAGCGUGGCGAGGAACCUUGGGUUCCCAAUAGGACAAAUACAGGCCCAGGCACUCACAGGAGCACCCACAGGAGACCCAGCCUUGGAUCCAAUCACAAUGCAAGGGAUAGACACGCGUCUGGAAAUGCAGCACUUCUAGGGGCCACUUGUGACAGUCCUGAUGGAAAUCCCACUAGUGCCCUUCCCCCUGCUGGUGCCUGCGCUGAUGCAAAAAUCCUGGAGGGACACCAGAGUGCCUUCCCAUCUCUGCAGAGAAAACCCACAGGGGUAUCUGUGAUCUAUUGGGAGCAGCUACUGCUAGGUUCCAGCAGCAAUGAGGCAACUGUUAGCCUGCGAUUGACUUCCCCAGUGGGAAUUCCUGAAGAGGGUUCAUCCGGAGUGAAGGCCUUGUCUGACCUUCUGACCCCAGAGAAGCAGCCACGAGGAGCUGUACAGCAAAAGCCAGAGUUGCAGCUAACCCCAGGGAGAGUCUUCCCAAGUAUCCCAGAUCUCCAUGGGGCUGAGGAAGAACGUGGAAUGAGUGGGGCUUGGCUCGAAUCUCAGAGAGACUCCAGUGUUCCAGAGCCCCCACUAUGGGACAAGCUGGGGGAGGCCUUCCAGGCUGGCCCAGGACUUCUCUCUGGGGACAAACCUUUUGAAUGCAGGGCAUGCAACAAAGUAUUCGUGAAGAGUUCAGACCUCCUCAAGCACCUGCGCACCCACACGGGAGAGCGGCCUUAUGAGUGCACCCAGUGCGGCAAGGCCUUCAGCCAGACAUCACAUCUGACUCAGCACCAGCGCAUCCAUAGCGGGGAAACGCCCUAUGCAUGCAUGGUAUGUAGCAAGGCCUUCCGACACAGCUCCUCAUUGGUGCGCCAUCAGCGCAUCCACACGGACGAGAAGUCCUUCCAUUGCAGUGAGUGUGGCAAGGCCUUCAGCCAUGGCUCCAACCUCAGCCAGCACCGCAAGAUCCACAUGGGAGGGCGGCCCUAUGCCUGUGCUCAGUGUGGCCGCCGCUUCUGCCGCAAUUCGCAUCUCAUCCAGCAUGAGCGCACACACACCGGGGAGAAGCCCUAUGCUUGCUCCCUCUGCGGCGCAGCCUUUAGCCAGGGCUCCUCACUCUUCAAGCACCAGCGUGUGCACACCGGAGAGAAGCCUUUCUCAUGCCCACAGUGUGGCCGUGCCUUCAGCCAUAGCUCCAACCUCACACAGCAUCAGCUGCUGCACACUGGCGAAAGGCCCUUCCGCUGCGGGGACUGUGGCAAGGCCUUUGCCAAAGGCGCAGUGCUGCUCAGCCACCGGCGCAUCCACACGGGUGAGAAGCCCUUUGUGUGCACGCAGUGUGGCCGCGCCUUCCGUGAGCGCCCAGCCCUCUUCCAUCACCAGAGGAUCCACACCGGAGAGAAGGCCCUUCGGAGGCCCAGAGGCGGCAUGCACUCCCAAGUCAGGUCUCUAGCGGCAUCCUUAGAUGGUACACCUCCCAAGACUACCCUGGACUCUGGCAGCAGUCCCAAAGCUAGCUGAGGCCUGAGGUCACAAUUGUGCCCUUCCCUGCCUUCUCUGAAUACCUCUCACUCACUGUUGAAGAGCCUGUGUCCUCAGCAAACCCAUUGAGAAGCCCUGUUAUGUGAGCCAUGUAUGGGGAAGACUUGCCAGUUGGUACCAUUUACACAUGGCAAGACCUGUUGUUCAGCCACAGUUCACACCUACACCCUGAAAGAAGCCAUUCUGGAGAGGCAUCCGGAGUAUGCAUGUGCCCCCUGGGACUGGUGGAGCAGACAAGGACUGCCCCCAGAAUAGGUGGGUAACCCACAAACAUUAUCUUCAUGUUGAUGCCACUUCUGUAUUUCCUAACUGUGGCUAUGAAAACCAGGUGGUGGUGGUGCACACCUUUAAUCCCAGCACUCGGGAGGCAGAGG